Molecule: messenger RNA, 756 nt
Organism: Anoplopoma fimbria (sablefish)
Lineage: Eukaryota; Metazoa; Chordata; Actinopteri; Perciformes; Anoplopomatidae
Product: butyrophilin-like protein 2
Exons: 3
Coding region: 1-756 (251 amino acids)
Source: RefSeq, a predicted model, not a curated record
AUGGUUAGCUCGCAGGUCUGGUGCAUGGGCCCUGACUCAUUAGGCCUGGUCGGGUACAGGCUGAGAGAAUCACAUGGAGUCUUUGCCACCUGCAGGGGAGAGGAAUUGGGUCAGUCUCAGAUGGUUGGCCCUUCUAAACCAAUACUCACUAUGGUUGGUGAUGACAUCAUGUUGCCAUGUCACCUGGAACCUGCCACUGAUGUUGUUGCUAAGACCCUGGAGUGGGCGAGACUGGACCUGAACCCCAGGUUUGUCCAUGUGAGGCGUGAUGGUGUGGAGCUUUUGGUUAAUCAGAAUCCAUCAUUCGUGGGAAGAACAUCAGUUUCCACUGGCAGUCUGAAACACGGAGACAUGUCACUGAAACUCUCCAAAGUCAAACUCUCUGAUGAAGGAAAGUACAGAUGCCACAUCCCAGCACUGGGUACAUCUGUGGUUGAUCUGGUUGUUGGAGCUGUUUCCUCCCCUGUUGUUAUCAUAGCAGACAUUGAUAAAACCAUCAGAAGAGUGGUGUUAGACUGUGAGUCCAGAGGCUGGUAUCCAGAGCCGGAGGUGUUGUGGCUGGACGCUGAGGGAAACCUCCUCUCUGCUGGACCUACAGAGACAGUCAGAGGUCCUGAUGACCUCUAUACUGUCAGCAGCAGAGUGACUGUGGAGAAGAGACACAGCAACAGCUUCACCUGUAGAGUCCAACAGAAGAACACCAACCAGACCAGAGAGACACACAUCGGCAUUCUAGGUGAAAAAGCGGUUUUCUGA